AUGUCGAAAUCGAAAACGAAGCUGGAAACUCAGGCCGACAGUCCUGGCACAAAUCGCAAAAAGUAACUAAAAGUUAAGGAUUAUGAUAAGUUCAGUUCAAGGAAAGAUUUGUCGAGAAAUAAUCCGAAAGAAAAAAAGAAAGGUUCGGCAGAAAGCGAAGCGUCCGGAAAAAUAAGAGGUACUUUAUUACUGAUUGUUGUACAAUCCACUUCUUUGUUGGAGCAAUCUGUCAGAAAAUGAAGCUAUUGUUCAGCUAUUUUCGUCGAUGAAGACUAGUUUUUUUCAAUUAGAAAAUAUCAGCUUUCAGCGAGCAAGUCAAAAUCGGCGCUCAAAAAAUUAUCCAGCAAGGUUUGCGAUUUUAUUUGUCUCUGAAUAUUCUUUUCUGGGGUUCAGGAGAACGUGAGGAAAGAUUCGAAAGAACAAUCAAAUGAAGAAAAGAAAAAACCAGAGGAGAUGAGCCUUUUCGAGGUUCUAUUGAAGAGAUUCGGGAAGAAUUAUCAUUUUCUUGGCUAGCCGGUGAUGGGAGGCGCUCGUCCGGCGCAGGCUCAUCUUCACGGGGUGAAGAGCAACCUGAGAUGGAAGGAUGGCGUCACAACAGGUCUCUAAGCGUUUUCCUGCGACAAUAAUCCUCUUCUUCCAGUUGACGACGCUGAAGCGAUGCGUGAAGUCUUAGAGAGAGCAAGGAAAAAAGUCGACUUUUUCUUCUAUUCAAUUUCUUAUUUUUUCAUUCAGGUCUCAAGAGGGAGAAUGAAAAAGUUGAAAAAAGCCAAAAGUGCCAGUAAAUUAUCGAUCGAAAGCGAAAUGGACGAUGUGGUCGGUUUUAUUCGUCAGAAUUUUCAACCAGAGAAACUUCUAACUCUCACCAAACACAGUGGCAAAAAAUAAUCAAGAUGGAAUAGAGUUUCGAAGAAUUACAGACGAAAGUAUUGCGUUGAAAAGUAUCUUUUUACCAGUAAGGGGAGAAACAUUUUAUUUUUGCUUUUUUUAAUCUGUCUGUCUGUGUGAAUGUACCUUUUCUCUGAUUCUUUUAUUCGGACAAAAGUUUUCUGACCUCAAGGAGAGUCGAAAAACCAUGGAAAAUAUUUUUUUAUCUAGAUUUUGAAUGAGAAUCUCAAACAGCGCCCUGUAUACCGUCAUAUACUCGUCCUUUAUAUUUUCCCAAAAGAAACUCUUUGUGAGUCUGUGAUAAAUUAUUUCGAAAGCAUUAUUUACAAGGACGAAGUCGUAGAUUUUAUUUGAUCGACGAAUCCGAGAUUUUAGACGGAGGAAGACGUGAUCACGGCGGCAAAGAUGUUGAACAAGGUGAAGCUGGCGAAGAUCAUCGAGACGGAAUGUUCGCCGGCCGAACAGACGCUGCUCGGCGAGUUCUGCGAAGACAAGACGGCCAAGAAGAGUUCGGAGACGGAAAAAAUCGUGGAGAAAGUGGCGGCGGCGGCCGUGAAGGCCGUCGUCGAGAAGUCGGAGAUGUGCCGAGGCUCGGCGUCUGGAGAACUGCGCAUGUUCGCCGUCGAGGAGGGCAUCGUGAGUUCUUUCAGCCCGGCAGGCUGCUAAUUUCGGUCUAACAAAAGUUUUACAAAAUGAUCUUGAACUAGUCAACUUUGAGAGAGAAGGCUUCGAGCCGAAUAGUUUGCUUUGAUACGAUUUGGAACAGUCUGACCUUUCUGCGCUCAAGUUUCAGCUUCCAGGAGAUAAAGUUGAAAAGAUAUAAAUAAUUUUCCACUUCCGGGCGGUAGCUCUGACUUCAAUUUAAGAAGACACGGGAGGAUUGCGGCCUUUAAAAAAGUCUGCCCAUGUAUGUCCAAGACUGAAAUUUUAUCUUCAAAAUCGGAUUUUUCGGCUAGAUUUUCUGAAAUAUUUUCAUCACUCGGUUCUCACAGAAACCGAUUCAAUAGUGCAACAAAUAAGAAUGUUCAUUUCUCUAGGCGAAGACCGUUUCGGUAGCAUUGAUGAUGGUCCGAAAAGACUUGCUCUGGGUCUCUUGGCAUGACUCGACUCAAGAGGUUCCGUCUCAAGAUGUCCUUUCCGAAGAUUUGCUCAGGACUCGGCAUGGAAUCCGAUGACGGUCAAGAGAGUCGUCAAGACGCCGACUCAGAGAAGCGAAUGA
Messenger RNA from Caenorhabditis auriculariae, 2104 nucleotides. The record is from the annotation of a GenBank genome assembly. Lineage: Eukaryota; Metazoa; Nematoda; Chromadorea; Rhabditida; Rhabditidae.